Molecule: messenger RNA, 793 nt
Organism: Cydia pomonella (codling moth)
Lineage: Eukaryota; Metazoa; Arthropoda; Insecta; Lepidoptera; Tortricidae
Exons: 5
Coding region: 137-622 (161 amino acids)
Source: RefSeq, a predicted model, not a curated record
GACGGACAGCGGAGUCUUGUGGCAAAAUCUGGAAAUGAACGGGCAUCUUCAGUUUACGCGGCUAACGAUCUGGCCCUCGAAGCUAUCCCGUCAUAGCGGGAUCUACGAAACUGCGUAAUUAAAUAAAGAAGCGAAUAUGUUCAUAAACGUAGUAUAUAAGGACGCACCGGAGUUGUCUACGAUGAGUCGUCGGCCAUCCAACGAGCCUGACCCUUCACAGGAGAAGACGUUACUCGUCAAUCCCGACUGCCCAGUGCGAAUAAUGCUAGAAUACAUCCGCAAGCAAUGCAAGCUGGGCUCGUUCACCGCAUUCGACCUCUGUGACGACAGUGGGUGCCUGCUGGGUCUGUUUACCCUGGAGACCUAUGCCUACGCGACUGACCGCUUCGAGCACAAGAAGGUUUACUACAUCAUCGUUAUAAAAUCGGAAUCGGACCGUCGGCUAUCGGUUCUGCCGCAGCUGAACCAGGAGAACAGGUUCUACGAGGAGCUGAAGCAACGCGUGAAGGCUUUCAUUUCUGCCAACCCCUCUCCUACAACUUCCAGGAACUCCGUGUCGGAGAAAAACGUGAAAUCGUCACCGUCAACCAGAGUCUCGCCGCCCCCUCGAAAGAAGAAAUAGCAUUUACAUCCCCAAGAAGAUAAAGCUCAUUCGUUAAUAUCUACAUUUGGUAAAAACAUGUUGUUUCAUCUAUAAUGGGACACAGUUUGAUUAAACACAUUGUGCAUUGUUUAUCUAACUGAGAAAGUUAUAAUGCAGUUUUAUAUAAAAUAAAUGUUUUAUGAUUAUGAA